Messenger RNA from Cydia splendana, 909 nucleotides. RefSeq lists its product as uncharacterized. Lineage: Eukaryota; Metazoa; Arthropoda; Insecta; Lepidoptera; Tortricidae. The transcript has 2 exons. The coding region runs from base 1 to 909 and encodes 302 amino acids. The record is from RefSeq and is a predicted model, not a curated record.
AUGACUUCAUCACAAGUCGUAGUCAACGAGUUGUUGGCAUUUAUUCAAAAUGCCACCGUGACUUUGGAUGAGACCAGCAUCGUGCAGAUCUGCAAGUCCAGCUUCCAGGAGGAGGACAUAUGUAGUGGCAAGGCGCUGCUCUACCAGACGCUCGGCAAAGCCGACGAAAUGCCAUCACGACGAAGAGAUGGAGGCGUGAAGAGUCUACGGGACAUCAUCUCGGUGUUCAAGGGGACCGAUUCAUCAAACAUGCCCUCUUUCGUGGCGAAGGACCUACAUCGGCUACCUGUCGUCUCGUUGGACCAUGUUGACGUUUCCAGGCUGCUAAAGGAUAUCAUUUUCCUGAAGGACAGUCUGGCUGAAAUGCAGGCUAAGUUGGAGGUAUCGAAUAAUACCAUCAGUGAACUACGUUCUGAAUUAGCGUUAAUACGAAGUGCUAGUUCGGAAUGUAGGUCAGAUAACUCUAGCAUAGCCGUGUGUCACGUUGCGCGGAAUGCGUCCAUCGGCGGUUUCGAGUCCGCGAAUUUGGAUGCGUCGGCGAUUGCUGAGCAGGCGACCGCCGACCCGCGCCCCGCCGCCCGCCCGUCUACGUCACCGGAGACGCGCACGUCACGCGAGAGUACGUUGACCCCACAACGUUCCUACGCUGCCACUGCCGCUAAGCCGCCUGCUGUGUCCAAGUCUAAGCAGCGGCCGAAGAAAGGGGUGCAGAGCCUUCGUGAACCUGUUCACAAGGAUCGGUCACAGCUGACUCUAAAAGAGUCGGGAUGCGACAGAGAUGGCUUCAAAAAGGUGGAGAGGAGAAAGAAGUCAGCUCGUCCGAAUCAGUGCGGUACCGCACCGACUGGACCUAACCAUUUGCUGCGUCCUGCAACACCGACGACGCUGCUUUUGGGAAAUCAGCCCUAA